CCGCCCAAAGGGGCGCUGCCACCCCUAAGGAGGCGGGCGCCGCCGCUUCUCAUUCAUUGUCUUGACGAGAGCAUCCUCAGCGGGCAGUCUCCGGCUCCUCCAGCUCCUUCCUCCGCCUCCUCCUCUCCCUCCUCCGUUUGGGGGGUCACUCCUCUCUCAGCAGCAGGAUGAGCCGGCAGGUGGUCCGUUCCAGCAAGUUCCGCCACGUGUUUGGACAGCCAGCCAAGGCCGACCAGUGCUAUGAGGACGUGCGCGUCUCACAGACCACCUGGGACAGUGGCUUCUGUGCUGUCAACCCCAAGUUCGUGGCCCUGAUCUGUGAGGCCAGCGGGGGCGGGGCCUUCCUGGUACUGCCCCUGAGCAAGACUGGCCGUGUGGACAAGAAUGCGCCUACGGUCUGUGGCCACACGGCGCCCGUGCUGGACAUCGCCUGGUGCCCGCACAAUGAUAACGUCAUUGCCAGUGGCUCCGAAGAUUGCACGGUCAUGGUGUGGGAGAUCCCUGACGGGGGCCUGACGCUGCCCCUGCGGGAGCCUGUCGUCACCCUGGAGGGCCACACCAAGCGCGUGGGCAUUGUGGCCUGGCACCCCACGGCCCAGAACGUGCUGCUCAGUGCAGGUUGUGACAACGUGAUCCUGGUGUGGGACGUGGGCACUGGGGCGGCCGUGCUGACGCUGGGCUCGGACGUGCACCCGGACACAAUCUACAGUGUGGACUGGAGCCGAGAUGGCGCCCUCAUCUGCACCUCCUGCCGGGACAAGCGAGUUCGCAUCAUUGAGCCCCGCAAAGGCACCAUUGUAGCCGAGAAGGACCGUCCCCAUGAGGGGACCCGGCCCGUGCGAGCUGUGUUUGUGUCAGAUGGCAAGAUCCUGACCACCGGCUUCAGCCGCAUGAGUGAGCGGCAGGUGGCGCUGUGGGACACGAAACACCUGGAGGAGCCGCUGUCCCUGCAGGAGCUGGACACGAGCAGUGGCGUCCUGCUGCCCUUCUUUGACCCCGACACCAACAUUGUCUACCUCUGUGGCAAGGGUGACAGCUCUAUCCGGUACUUCGAGAUCACUUCCGAGGCCCCGUUCCUGCACUAUCUGUCCAUGUUCAGUUCCAAGGAGUCUCAGCGUGGCAUGGGCUACAUGCCCAAGCGUGGUCUGGAGGUGAACAAGUGUGAGAUUGCCAGGUUCUACAAGCUGCACGAGCGGAGGUGUGAGCCCAUCGCCAUGACGGUGCCUAGGAAGUCGGACCUGUUCCAGGAGGACCUGUACCCACCCACCGCGGGGCCUGAUGCUGCCCUCACGGCCGAGGAGUGGCUGGGGGGCCGGGACGCCGGGCCCCUCCUCAUUUCCCUCAAGGAUGGCUAUGUGCCCCCAAAGAGCCGGGAGCUGAGGGUCAACCGGGGCCUGGACACUGGGCGCAGGAGGACGACACCAGAGGCCAGUGGUGCUCCCAGCUCGGAUGCCAUAUCCCGGCUGGAGGAGGAGAUGAAGAAGCUCCAGGCCACGGUGCAGGAGCUACAGAAGCGCUUGGAUAUGCUGGAGGAGACAGUCCAGGCCAAGUAGAGAACCAGCAGCAGGGCCGAUGGCAUCUCACUCCCUCCACUCCCACACCUCAGGCCGCAGGGGUAGAUAAGAAAAUAAUAAUAAAAUGGCUUUAUUUUCUGGUA
Phacochoerus africanus (Common warthog) is the source of this 1657-nucleotide messenger RNA. It is a transcript of the gene CORO1A, whose product is annotated as coronin 1A. NCBI's taxonomy places the organism in Eukaryota, Metazoa, Chordata, Mammalia, Artiodactyla, Suidae. The transcript is spliced from 11 exons. Gene Ontology annotation, biological process: cell migration; actin filament organization. The coding region runs from base 168 to 1553 and encodes 461 amino acids. The record is from RefSeq and is a predicted model, not a curated record. Gene Ontology annotation, molecular function: actin filament binding.